AUGAAAGCCGCCACCGAACUGCCUCUCCGCAUCUUGACGCACAAUAUCCGAUAUGCCACCGGCUCUCCCUUCAGGGGCGAGCGCCCCUGGGAGGAGCGCAGGCAACCGCUGCUGAACGAGCUGCUGUUCAACACGCGCCACCAGGAUGCCUUCAUCUGCCUGCAGGAGGUGCUGCACCGGCAGAUCGUCGACAUCCACACCGGACUCAACGCCACUGCAUCUAACACUGCCACCGAGGCCGACCCCACCUGGGCCUAUAUAGGGGUGGGUCGCGACGACGGCAAGCAGGCGGGCGAGUACUCGCCCAUCUUCUACCGACCGGCGGUCUGGCAGCUGGAGCACUGGGAGACGACGUGGCUGUCCGAGACGCCCGACCAGCCGUCCAAGAGCUGGGACGCGGCGUCCAUCCGCAUCGUCACCGUCGGGGUGUUCAAGCACCGCAGCAGCCGACGCACCGUGCUGGCGCUGAAUACGCACCUGGACGACCAGGGCGCGCGGUCGCGAUACGAAGCGGCGCACAUCAUCCUGGGCAAGAUCGCGGAGUAUCGCGCGGGUCCGUACGGGGAGAGCAUCGCGGGGGUCUUCCUGACGGGCGACUUCAACAGCGAGGAGGAGCAGGAGGCGUAUCAAGUGCUGACGGGACCGGAGUCGGGACUGGCGGACGCCGGGAAGUUGGUGGACGCGGCGGAACACUACGGCAACACGAUAACGUGGACGGGCUUUGGCUACGAGGGACAGCCGCCGACGCGCAUCGACUACAUCUUGUUGCAGACCGACUCGGCAUCGUCCGAGUCAGACCGGAGAGGGCCAUGGCAGGUCGAGGGGUACGCGGUGUUGGCCAACCGGUUCGACGACGGGAUUUACAACUCGGACCAUCGGGCGGUGGUGACUGACGUGCGGUUGUCUGGCUAG
Aspergillus melleus is the source of this 912-nucleotide messenger RNA. Its product is annotated as endonuclease/exonuclease/phosphatase family protein. The coding region runs from base 1 to 912 and encodes 303 amino acids. The transcript has a single exon. The record is from RefSeq and is a predicted model, not a curated record. Lineage: Eukaryota; Fungi; Ascomycota; Eurotiomycetes; Eurotiales; Aspergillaceae. Gene Ontology annotation, molecular function: 3'-5'-RNA exonuclease activity.